AUUUCGAGAAUGGUAUGGUUUCUCGUGACCGGUCCAUUCUCCAAGAGCCCAACCGCCCACCAAAGCGAUUCCAGGAGCACUCGAAGCUUCUGGGAUUAAAUAUGACAGUGCUGGAGUCCGUGAUCGGCACGGGAGCAGCACGUGUGACCGACGUGUCGGUGGAUGCAGAGUCGACGUACAGGACAGUUCAUGUAGGCGAGUCUCCUGUCGCUGCGUCGACCGGAUGGGCUCCCAAGAUGCUCGCAGAGGCAGCGGCAGGUCUGGGUUCGUCGACCAUGUCCAUCUUAUCGGCCGUUAGUGACGGCGCUGUAGGAGACAACAGUGGAGCUCUUGGGCUGCCGGAAACCAGCGCUCGCUGCAUCUACGUGAACAACCCCGCCCAGAACGCAGCACAGAAGUUCUGUAACAACAAGGUGGUUACGGCCAAGUACACGAAGUUCAACUUCAUUCCUCGGUUUUUCUACGGUCGACUCUCGCAAGUGGCAAACUUUUACUUUUUGCUAGUUGGUGCCGGCCAGAUUAUUCCCGAGAUUUCGUCCACGCAGACGAUUCCGUACCAGUGGAUUGUGCUCAUGCUUGUGCUGUCGAUUGACGCUGUUUUCGCCGCUAUUGAAGAUCGCGGACGGCACAUUGCAGAUGCCAAGAUGAACGCUCGCGUCUCGCACAUUUUCGAUCUCGAUGAACCGGGCUGUUUCCGCGACGAUACGUGGCGAAAUGUUGCAGUGGGGGACAUUAUCAAAGUGGAAAACUACGAAGCCAUUCCAGCAGAUUUGCUGUUAUUAGCCGUAUCCGAGCCGGACCCGAAUGCGCCGACCGGAAUUUGCUUUGUGGAGACGAAGUCGCUUGACGGCGAGACGAAUCUCAAGGUGCGUCAAGCGCUAAGCUGUACGUUUUCGCAGCUCAGCGACCCCCGUGCACUCGCUCAGCUUCCUGGUCGUGUCAUCUGCGAGCAACCAAACCACGACGUCAACAACUUCUCGGGACGUUUUGAACCGCAAAGCGGCCACGCGAUUCCGAUCGACUUGAAGAAUGUGGCGUUGCGUGGGUGUGUCAUCCGCAACACGCCGUUCAUCUACGGCCUCGUGUUGAAUACGGGAGCCGACACUAAGAUCAUGCAGGCUGGGUCACAUACUCCUCCAACAAAGAUCAGCAAGAUCCUCGCCAUCGUGAACCGCGGCAACGCGUUGCUUAUGGCAAUUCUCGCUUCCUUGUGCAUCUUGGGUGCAGUGUUGUGUGCGUUUUGGGUCGCAGAAAACCGAGAAGGUGCCACGUACUUGCAUCUCGAGAACCUCAGCGGCGUCGCCCCUUUCCGUAAUGAUGUCGUAGGUAUCUUGAUCUAUCUGGGCUACUUCUGGAUCCUCAUCGCGUCCUUCGUCCCCAUUACGUUGUACGUGACCAUCGCCAUCGUCAAAACAUAUCAAACUUUCUUCCUCAAUCGCGACCUUGGCAUGUACGAUGAAGUGACCGACACCCCAGCACUUGUACGUAACUCCGAUCUCAAUGACGAAUUGGGGCAGGUCACUCACAUCUUCAGCGACAAGACGGGAACGCUAACAGCCAACGAGAUGGAUUUCCGGAAGAUGAGCAUCCACGGCGUGUCUUAUGGUCGUGGCACCACUGAAAUUGGUCGCGAGGCCACUCGACGACUUGGCAAGGAUCUCUCUGCUAGCGAUGUACUCGCAGACAACACGCCGAUACUAGUCAAGACAGAUAACGUCAAUUUCCUGGACCCAGCUGGAGAUUUGGAGCGUGAUAGUGACGCGCGUUUGCAUCCGGAACAAGCUGCUCGCAUCCACGACUUUUUCGUGCAUUUGGCUGUCUGCCACUCCGUUGUACGAGAAACAUUGUCCGAGAAUGAUACAGGUACAGGCUUCUCCGCUUCGUCUCCGGACGAACUUGCGCUUGUAUCGGGUGCCAACUACUUUGGCUACUCGUUCCUGGCCCGUCGAAACGGAGAAGUGGCGAUUUCCGUCCCUGGCAAACGUGAGGAGGUCGUCUAUGAAGUCUUGGAGAUGGUCGACUUCACCAGCACUCGCAAACGUAUGUCGGUCGUUGUGCGCACUCCUGACAAGCGAAUUAUGCUGCUGACUAAAGGUGCUGACUCGGUUAUCUUCCCUCGGCUGGCACCGUCGUCAGACUCGACGAUGGUGGACAUUACACUCGCGCACUUGGAACGGUAUGCCACCGAAGGCCUGCGAACUCUUGUAAUCGCACAGAAGGAGCUCCACCCAGACGCGUAUGCCGAGUGGUCCUGCGAGUACGAUGCAGCCUUGGGUGAUCUGGAGCAAAUGGCGAUGCAGAAACGUGGUGAACCGAACCGCAUCGAAGAGCUUGAGGAGCAACUUGAACAAGGUUUGCAGCUCAUGGGCGCUACAGCCAUCGAGGAUCGACUGCAGGACCAGGUGACGUCGACACUGGGAGAUUUAUCUCGAGCUGGUAUCAAGAUCUGGGUACUCACGGGCGAUAAGGAGGAGACGGCGGUGAACAUCGGCUUUGCCUGUCAGCUGCUGAACAACGACAUGGAACGGAUCAUGAUCAACGCGGAGACGACGCCCUCUGCUUCAGACCUGUACGACAUGCUGCUGGCUCGCUGUGUUGAGGCUCGCAAGCGUGCAGAGCUGCAGGCAAGCGGAGUCAAAGACGACACACAGCAACAAGCCAUCGUGAUCGACGGUCGCUGUCUGACCAUGGUGUUCAGCAACGACGUGCUGUCCGAGCUGUUUCUUGAGGUGUCCCAGCAGUGCGUGUCCGUCAUUUGUUGUCGUGUUUCGCCCAAGCAAAAAGCUCAAGUGGUUCGGCUCUUCAAGACGAACUUGCAUGGCUGUCGCUCACUCGCUAUCGGCGACGGCGCCAACGACGUCGCUAUGAUCCAAGAAGCGCAUAUCGGGGUUGGAAUCUCCGGUCACGAGGGCAUGCAGGCGGUGAACGCGAGUGACUUCGCUAUCGCGCAGUUCCGGUUCCUUAAGCGUCUUCUUCUAGUCCACGGACACUGGAACUAUCGUCGCAUGGCCAAGCUUGCACUCUAUGUAGUCUACAAGAACAUCUUGCUGUUCGGAACCGAGUUCGUGCUAGCUGCAUUGCCUCAGUGUGGGUCUUCUGGUACGCUGUACUACAACAACAUGUGGAUCAACGGCUACAACGUCUUCUGGUCCUCGAUGCCGAUCGGUAUCGUGGCGAUCACCGAGCAAGAAGUCCCAGCACGUAUAGCAGAGCAAUUUCCAGGUCUUUACCACGUCGGAGCGCAGGGUGAACUCUUCAGUCUUCGUAUCUUCGCACAGUGGGUAGCUGAAGCGCUCUAUGAGUGUGUAGUCUGCGGUCUGGUGCCCGCACUUAUCAUCGGUGGUCCCGUGGAUUCGACCGGCAAUGGCUUCUCUCGUGACUUGUGUGGCGCCAUUUCUUACUGCUGUCUGAUCAGCGUCGGCUGGGUCAAACUGGCGUUAAAUAUGGUCACAUGGAACGCGAUCACGGCGUUCGCGUUCAUUGCGUCGAUCAUCUUCUGGUACAUUUCGGGCUACGUCAUCGCCGCGUCCUUCCCCACAUCCGUCGCCGACACUGCGUUCCCGCAUAUUUUCGCUCUGCCCGAGUUCUACCUGGCAAUCUUCUUGUCUCUGCUACUGUGUCUCGGUCGCGAUUUCCUCUGGAAGGCUUACAAGCGCGAGAUGAACCCCGAAUACUACCACAUUCUCCAGGAAUUCCACAAACGCGGAAGCCAGAAUCCGGAGAAGGCUCGAUGGACGCCACCUGAGCUGCGGUACGAGCGCUUCCAGGCUGAUCUGACCGAGGAGAAGCCACGUUUCGACCUGCCUGAACAACAGGCUUUGCCCAACCAACGGCCAUCUCAAGCGGAUCAGAAGGUGUACACGGGCUUUGCCUUCUCGACUCAAGUUCUGGAAGAUCGAUUCCUGAAUCCCUUACGCGAGAUGGUUCUACCCGUUAGUCAGGUCGCAAAUGCUAUCGGUAGAGUACUGUCGCCCGGUGGGAGCCCCAUUACCCGCCAUAAUCCCGACAGUCCGACGCGUCGUGAAGCUACUGAUGAGCCAAAGUCAUUCGAAGAGAAGAUCUUGGCGCUACCCAUCGAGGAGCAGGCUGUGUACGAGAUCCAGCGCUACCAAGUGUUCACUGGCUGGGGAUCACUGCGACCAGGCCACCUUCUCAUUACUGAUCCGCCCAAGUUCACCAAUGCUCUCAUGACGGACGGUGCUGGAACGUUCGAUCUCGAACACUGGGUAGUCGAUCCAGGCUUCGGCGGCACUGAUCAGUGGCAAUACGCCACCAGGUUCAAAGACUUCUUGCGCGCUCAGGAGAAGCUACAACAGGAAACAGUUGAGGGCGUACCACCAGAGCUCCAGGCCCAUGCGAGUGGACUUGAUCCAGAUCUACAGGAGCGACGACGCAUCAAGAAGAAGCUCAACCGACUCGUUGGACGCAGCGUACGUCGCCGUCGCUGGGUUCGGAAGGAGAAACUGCUUGCCGAGGCUAUAGAGCGCGCCAACAUCGCCUUGGCAGCACCGGAUCCUGAGUUUUCACUUCCUCGCACACCGCCCAACACUCCACCUCCACAAUAGGCUGCAACAACUUGCAUGUUAGUUCAGCACAAAAAUCUAUGGCCACUUACUCGCA
Phytophthora nicotianae INRA-310 is the source of this 4620-nucleotide messenger RNA. RefSeq lists its product as hypothetical. Gene Ontology annotation, molecular function: ATP binding; ATP hydrolysis activity; magnesium ion binding. The transcript has a single exon. The record is from RefSeq and is a predicted model, not a curated record. Gene Ontology annotation, biological process: phospholipid translocation. The coding region runs from base 15 to 4565 and encodes 1516 amino acids. Lineage: Eukaryota; Oomycota; Peronosporomycetes; Peronosporales; Peronosporaceae. Gene Ontology annotation, cellular component: plasma membrane.